UCGUGAUCACUGUCCUCGCAGUCACCGCUCUCAGGGCUUCACACAGCCUCCUGCAUGUCCGGGGAGAGGGGACGUCGUGUGCAUGGGUGCCCAUCCCUCCUAGUAUUUUAAUGGCGACCUUUGGUGAAGGCAGUGACCGCUGUGGCAGAAUGAUGCCCCGGUGCCUGGCGCAGGUGCAGCAGCUCGAGACUCGGGUGGCCCGCAGACGCCUGUCCCAGGCCCGCCACCGAGCCACGCUGAAAAGACUCUUCAGUAACCUCAGGAGAAUCGUUUACCACCAGUCUGACAUCACGGCCUCAAAAUGGCAGGUUUUGAACAGGGCGAAGAAUCACAUUCGGGAACAGGAAAAAGUCUUGGAUCAUCUGCUGAAGGUGAAAGAAGCCUUCAGGCUGGAGGAUGGGAAUGCAAACAGCUUAGAGGAGGUCAAGGAAAUAUACGCCAGCAUGUUCUGCAGAAAUCACAGCCUGUGCCCGAAUAAGGUUCAUCCGAAAGACUUUGCCCACUCGUGCCCCUUUGAAGCAAUCUGGAAUGAGGCUGAGGAGGAAGAUGAGGAGGAGGAAGAGGAGGAAGAUGAGGAGGAAGAUCAAGAAGAGGAAGAAGAGGAGGAGGAGGAGGGGGAGGAGGAAAAAGUGGAGCUCUUACCUUCCUCGGUCACUUUGUCACCAGACCUCAUGGAAUUUGAACGGUACCUCAACUUUUACAAGCAGACAAUGGACCUUCUGACCGGAAGCGGGAUGAUCUCCUCGCAGGAGGUGACACUCCCUGUGAUGUCUGCCGCCAUCUCCCACCUGUGGCAGAACCUCUCGGAGGAGAAGAAGGCUGUUUUCCUGGAGGCCUUGGCGCAGAAGCACAGCAGCCUGCCGGGCCUCGAAGGGGCCGCCCAGGAGCCGGCCUGUGCCGAGGGCAGCAUGAAGGACAGUGGAGUUGACAGCCAAGGGGCCAGCUGCUCGCUCAUGUCCACCCCGGAGGAGUUCCUUUUUGAAGAUGCGUUCAAUGUGGCGUGUUUCCUGGACAAAUGUGAGGAUCCAAGUACAUCUAGCUCCAGUUCCUUGUUUGCCAGCUGCCACCCGGAGAACCCAGAAGAGAAGUUUCAGCUCUAUACGCAGCUCGUUGACUUCUUUAAUGACCUUUGCUGUGUUAACACUCAGCCGAAACAGGAACCAGACCCUCCUCCCCUGGACCAUGAGCUGUUGAUGCUGCAGUGCAUGGAGACCUUUGACGACGAAGAUCUGUAAUACAGCACAGCUGGGAGGGAAGGGGGUGUGUGAGCUGGACCGUUUCCAAGUUUGGAUGCCAGCAGCCAAAGCUGCCCAUGCCUCAGCCUUCUGGGAGUGUUUUGGAUGGACUGCCCCAGCAGCAUUUUGAUGGUUUUAGUUUCUGGUUAUUAUAAAGCAUUAAGAGCAGCGUGGCUCCAUGUUGGUCUUUCGGGGUAGUUCGGUACAAGGGACGGGCCUGCUGCAGGGCACACACCUGCUCCCCCUGUGCUCCUAUUCUCCUGUUUGGGGUGGGGGAUGUGGGCAUUGGGUGCUGCUGAGGCCCAGGCCACAGGCCUUCCAAGAAAAGGACAGGCAGGACCUGUCUCUGGAGGUGCCAUGAUACCAGAUACUUUCAGCACACUCUGGGUUCAGGUUAUUGUUCUGGUGGGUUCUAGAGAGUUCUGGGGACCACCCACUCAUCCUCCAGGCUCUGGGAGCUCAGGAACAGUGCUGACCUUAAUCGUGUGCUACAGGACAUCAGGGUAGAACCAGGUACACCUGCUU
Messenger RNA from Phyllostomus hastatus (greater spear-nosed bat), 1760 nucleotides. It is a transcript of the gene STRA8, whose product is annotated as stimulated by retinoic acid 8. The transcript is spliced from 9 exons. Lineage: Eukaryota; Metazoa; Chordata; Mammalia; Chiroptera; Phyllostomidae. Gene Ontology annotation, molecular function: protein dimerization activity. The record is from RefSeq and is a predicted model, not a curated record. Bases 111 to 1235 code for a protein of 374 amino acids. Gene Ontology annotation, biological process: cellular response to retinoic acid; meiotic cell cycle.